Molecule: messenger RNA, 4337 nt
Organism: Nelumbo nucifera (sacred lotus)
Lineage: Eukaryota; Viridiplantae; Streptophyta; Magnoliopsida; Proteales; Nelumbonaceae
Biological process (GO): protein phosphorylation
Molecular function (GO): ATP binding; protein kinase activity; protein binding
Source: RefSeq, a predicted model, not a curated record
UGUGUUUCCACUUCUUGGUGAGUGCUGUCCAGUCAACCAAAAUUCUUCAAGUUCGAGCGACCAAGGAGAUAAAGUUUGGCCGAAACACUAAAGCAUUCAGGUUCAGUCGCCUGAUGGCGACAAAUGUUGACGCCCAUUGGUUCCCAUUUCAGUUUGCAACCCAAUACGAAUCGAAAUUCGUCACGCAGACAAAAGGACUUACCUACACCCAAUCUGACAAAUUAAACUUGGGUAACUGACUUAUCUGUGCACGUUGUUUUGUCACAGAAGAGAAAUCCAUGGAGGAGUCAUGUUUCUCGAUCGCGCCGACAGGUGAGGUCAACCCAUUUACAGUACAGACCGUAUCUGUGAAUCUCUUUUAGCUAAAAUUCAUGUUGGAGAUAAGGUUGCUUAGACUAGGGGUAGCUCAUCUCCUUAAGCUACGCGGCGGAUCAGUAAAUGCUGUAGAGAAAAAUAAUAUUGAAAAACGGUCUGGGUUCCUUAAACCGUCUGUAAUUAUUAGGAUUCUAAAGUGAUAAGAUUGAAUUGAAAAUUUUCAGGCUUGUUUGUUUGACUUUGAAAAAUCUAGCUAUUUAGAAAACGGGUGUAUUGGAUUGAUCUCAGUAAAGAAUUUGAGUAGGAUAUAGGUAAGGGGGGAUUUACUGCUACAGUUGUGAAACGGUUGAGAUUUUAAUUCUUGGGUUUAUUUUCAGAAGUCGACAUGGUUAAGGGAAUGGCGGUAUGACGUUACGAGAGCUUUAGUAUAAAAGUGGUCCGGAUUUGACUGUCAUUGACUGAAUCAUCUUAUAAAUCUCUGUUCUGGGUUAAGCUUUAAACUCAGGUUAAAUUAUUUUCGUGGUAGCAAUGGCAUUUCGGGAUGCUGUCCUGGUGUUGGUUUUGGUGUAUUUUUCUGUUGCAGCUGUAGUUCAGUCCAGAGAGUUGAUCUCUGUUGUCGAGCUUGAGGCUUUGAAGGCUUUCAAGAGUUCAGUCACCCACGACCCACUUAAAGCACUUGCAGAUUGGACUGAUGCAAAUCAUCACUGCAAUUGGUCUGGUAUUGCAUGUGAUUUUUCAUCUAACCGGGUCAUUUCAAUUGCUCUUGUCGAAAAGAAACUUGAAGGGAAGAUUUCUCCAUUCAUAGGAAACAUUUCAACUCUCCAGGUUUUUGACUUGACUUCUAAUUCAUUUACAGGUUCUAUUCCUGUUCAGUUGGGGUUCUGCUCAGGGCUCAUCCAACUAAUCGUUUUUGACAAUUCACUUUCUGGUUCUAUUCCAGCAGAGUUAGGGAGUCUGAAAAAUCUGCAGAUAUUAGAUGUUGGGGCAAAUCUUUUGGAUGGAAGCAUCCCUGAGAGCAUUUGCAACUGCACGACCUUAACUAUGUUUGGUUUCAACUCAAACAACCUCACUGGUACUAUCCCAUCUAACAUUGGCAAUUUAGUUAAUCUUCAGCAAGUAGUAGGUUUUACAAAGAAAUUAGUAGGUUCUAUACCAUUUUCUGUUGAUAGGUUAGGAUCUUUGGAAAAUCUAGAUCUGAGUCAGAACCAGUUGUCUGGAAUAAUACCUCCUGGAUUGGGAAACUUGUCCAACUUACAGUAUCUUCAAUUAUUUGAAAAUUUUCUUGUUGGGAAGAUCCCACCUGAACUCGGUCGUUGUAGGAAACUUGUAUAUCUGAACCUGUACAGGAAUAAAUUAACAGGAGGCAUUCCUUCUGAGCUUGGGCAACUGGAAAACUUAGAAACAUUAAGGUUAUACGAGAAUAAUUUAUCUUCCACAAUCCCUGCCUCCUUAUCACAAUGCAAAUCACUAACUCAUCUGGGUCUUUCACGAAAUCAAUUAACUGGAAGGAUACCUAUUGAACUCGGAUCCUUGAGAUCAUUAAUAGUUCUAAACAUGCACUUGAAUCGAUUGACAGGGGAUAUUCCUUCAUCAUUAAUGAACUUGACCAAUUUGACAACUUUGCAAAUCAGCUCAAAUUUCAUGGUGGGGAGGAUUCCUUCAAACCUUGGAUCACUGUAUAACUUGCAAAAGCUGCUUCUGUUUGAAAACUUCCUUGGAGGUCCAAUUCCAUCUGAGAUUGGUAAUCUAAGUCAAUUGGUGAACUUAGAACUAGGCGUGAAUAACUUUUCAGGUCAGAUUCCUCCUGAAAUAUCAAAAUUACCACAACUUCAAUUACUUUCCUUACCUGAGAAUAAUCUAGAAGGUGAGAUUCCAAAGCCAUUAUUUGAAUUGAAACAACUCACUUUUCUCCGGUUAGCGCUCAACAGAUUCACAGGUCCCAUUCCAGAUGCUUUCUCAAAAUUCAGGUUCCUUUCAUACUUGAAUCUCCAAGGGAACAAGCUAAAUGGGUCAAUUCCGAAAACCAUGGAGCAUCUUAAGCAAUUAACAGUCCUCGAUCUUUCCCACAAUCAUCUCAGUGGCUCUAUUCCCGGAUCAGUGAUAGCAAGCAUGAAAAGCAUAUCAAUAUAUCUUAACUUGUCACACAACUUUUUGGAGGGUACUAUUCCAGAUGAGCUUGGAGGGUUUGAAAUGGUUCAGGCUAUCGACAUUUCCAACAAUAAUCUCUCCGGAAGAAUACCUGUGACACUUAGAGGCUGCCAAAAUUUAUUCUCUCUUGAUCUGUCAAGAAACCAAAUCUCAGGUCAAGUUCCAGGUGAUACUUUCUCUCAGUUGGAUUUGCUAACAAGUUUGAACCUUUCAGGCAAUAUGUUAGAGGGUUUGCUCCCAGAAAACAUUGCAUAUCUUAGGCAUCUUAACUAUCUUGAUCUUUCUCUCAACAACUUCAAUGGCACAAUCCCUGAAAGCUUUGCGAACCUUUCCACCUUGAAACAUCUCAACCUUUCCUUCAAUUGGCUUGAAGGCCCUGUUCCCAAUGGAGGCAUAUUUAGAAACCUAGAUGCAUCUAGCUUGCAAGGAAAUACUGCUCUCUGUGGAACCAAAUUUCUCAAGCCAUGCAGCAAUAGGAGUCGCUUGACUGCCUCCCAUCACUUCUCCAAGAAGUUUGCUUUAAUUUUGAUAGUUCUUGGAUCUGUUUCUGUUCUUGUACUUCUGAUAUUUGCAAUUUUAUCUCUUUGCCGAUGCAUCAAAAGGGAAAAGUCAGAGGGUGAUGGAUGUCCAGAACCAGAAUAUGCUUUAAUAGCCCCUAUCCUGAAGAGAUUCAAUCAAAAGGAAUUGGAAGUUGCAACAGAUUUCUUUUGUAAAGAUAAUGUGAUUGGUACCAGCAGAAUGAGCAGUGUUUUCAAGGGUAAACUUGAAGAUGGGAAAGCAGUAGCUGUGAAGAAACUGGACCUGUAUCAAUUCUCUGCAGAGGUUGACAAGUGCUUUGGUAGAGAAAUCAAGACCCUCAGCCAUCUAAGGCAUAGGAAUCUAGUUAAGAUAGUUGGUUAUGCUUGGGAGAGUGGGAAGAUAAAGGCUUUGGUCCUUGAGUACAUGGAAAAUGGGAGCUUGGAAAGCAUUAUACAUGAUCCUCAUGCAGAUCGAGCAAGGUGGACAAUUUCUGAGAGGCUGAAUUUAUGUGUUUCUGUUGCAAAUGGGUUGGUUUACUUGCACUCUGGUUAUGACUUCCCCAUCAUUCACUGUGAUUUGAAGCCCUCUAACAUUCUUCUCGGAGAUUGGGAGGCUCAUGUGAGUGAUUUUGGAACAGCUAGGAUGCUGGGUGUUCACCUCGAGGAUGAAAGCAGCCUUUCCUCAUCAUCAGCCUUUGAAGGCACUAUUGGCUACUUGGCACCAGAGUUUGCAUACACGAGGAAAAUUACAACUAAGGUGGACAUUUUCAGCUUUGGAGUAGUGGUGAUGGAGUUCCUAACCAGAAGAAGUCCUACUGGGACAAUAGAAGAGAAUGGACUUCCAAUUACUCUUCGUCAACUGGUGGAGAAGGCUCUAAAAAAUGGAGCAGAAAGGCUUUUUCAAGUGAUUGACCCAGAUCUAGCUCUCACUAUAUCCACCCAACAGGAGCAAGAGAAAGUAUUCGAACUUCUUGAAUUGGCUUUGUCUUGCACCUGCCCAGCCCCAGAGGAUCGGCCAGACAUGAAUGACGUGUUGUCUGCCCUUUUGAAGAUAAGGCAGGUAAAAUUGGACCCAAGCCAUGGUCCUUUCUUGCUGAAGACUACAGGGUGAGAAGGUUUAAGAGCCUCUAGACCAAGAUCUUGUGAAAUCAUUCUAUUGAUGCUAUCAAAGCUAUGAGCUCAGCAGUGAGACCUUUACAAUCUACCAGCAUUGGUUGGGAUUCAACCAUCAUUAAGAUCAGAGCACAUCAACAAUUGUACAGGAUUAAUGAUCUUCAUGCUAGUUUAAUACAUUUUGUUGUAAUGGAUUUGAAACUUGUAAUCAACCAAGUUUCUUGAAAACUGCCUUUCAUAAUA